AUGGCUGACAAAAGGACUGGCUCGGGGUUACCUCUGUUAUUUUUGUUAAUUAUUGUCAUUUUGUUACAUUUAUUUAUUUGUCCAUUCACUAAAGUCGAGGAGAGUUUUAAUUUGCAAGCGGCCCAUGACAUUCUUUAUCACAGACUUGAGUUUGAUAAGUAUGACCAUCAUGAUUUCCCGGGUGUGGUACCGCGGACCUUCCUUGGCACAUUGUUUCUUUGCACACUCUGCUCCCCCAUUGUGUUUCUGUCAUCUCUCGUGGAUGCUCCAAAAUUCUACACACAGUUGUUGGUGCGUGGCUGCCUGGGAGUGUGUGUAAUUGGUGCACUUUGGCACAUGCAAAGAGAAGUGAGGAGACAGUUUGGUGCCACAGUUGCGGGGCUCUUCUGUCUGACCUGUGCUUCUCAGUUUCAUCUCAUGUUCUACAGCACCAGGACCCUCCCUAAUGUAUUCGCGCUUCCAAUAGUUCUCCUGGCUUUUACAUCUUGGAUGGCUCAGAGAUAUGGUUCUUUCAUCAGCCUCUCUGCUUUGGUCAUCAUUGUGUUUCGGUCUGAGCUCUGCAUCUUUCUGGGCCUCAUGUUGCUGAUGGCACUGGUGAGCAGAAAGCUGAGGCUGAUGGAGUUGUUUUACUAUGCAGUACCUGCUGGGGUUUUGUCACUGGCUCUGACUGUGGCCAUUGACUCAUUUUUCUGGAGGAAACUGCUGUGGCCUGAAGGUCAGGUUCUGUGGUACAACACUAUACUCAACAAAAGCUCCAACUGGGGAAUCUCCCCCUUUCUGUGGUACUUCUACUCUGCGGUGCCCCGUGCCCUGUGCAGCACACUACUCUUUGUCCCCCUUGGCCUCUUGGACAGGCGGAUGAGAGUCCUGCUGCUACCUACAGUGGGAUUCAUUCUCUUAUACUCACUGCUUCCCCACAAGGAACUGCGCUUCAUCAUAUACACUUUCCCUGUGCUCAACAUUGUGGCUGCUCGUGGCUGCUCUUUCAUCUUGAGCAAAUACCACAAGUCCUGGUGGAAUAAAGUGGCUUCUUUGUUUGUAAUUGGCCAGCUGUUGACCAAUGCAGCAUACUCUAGCAUCUCUCUCUACAUUUCCUACUACAACUACCCGGGAGGCCAAGGGAUGAAGGAACUACACAAGUUGGUGCCAGUCACAGCAAAUGUCUUUGUUCACAUUGACACCUAUGCCGCUGAAACUGGAGUGUCUCGCUUCUUGGAGCAGAACAGAAACUGGAGAUAUGAUAAGAGAGAAGACAUAAAACCUCAAAGUCCAGAAAUGAAAAUGUACUCACAUAUUCUGAUGGAGGCAAACACCACCAAGAUACAACUUCUCCAAGGGACUCACCAGCCUCUGGCCUUCAUAGAAGGUUACAACAACAUAGCCUUGGACAUGUUUCACAUUCCUCCAAUUAGUGUGCAGCUAAAGAAAAAAACUGUCCUAUUGGUGACAAAGACUAAGCCUGAGUAAGGACAAGAAC
Molecule: messenger RNA, 1477 nt
Organism: Lampris incognitus (smalleye Pacific opah)
Lineage: Eukaryota; Metazoa; Chordata; Actinopteri; Lampriformes; Lampridae
Gene: alg12
Product: ALG12 alpha-1,6-mannosyltransferase
Exons: 9
Coding region: 1-1467 (488 amino acids)
Biological process (GO): protein N-linked glycosylation
Cellular component (GO): endoplasmic reticulum membrane
Molecular function (GO): alpha-1,6-mannosyltransferase activity
Source: RefSeq, a predicted model, not a curated record